This is a messenger RNA of Malaya genurostris, 1382 nucleotides long. RefSeq lists its product as uncharacterized. The record is from RefSeq and is a predicted model, not a curated record. The coding region runs from base 114 to 1208 and encodes 364 amino acids. NCBI's taxonomy places the organism in Eukaryota, Metazoa, Arthropoda, Insecta, Diptera, Culicidae. The transcript is spliced from 3 exons. Gene Ontology annotation, molecular function: oxidoreductase activity; FMN binding.
UCUACAGCAAUCACAGUCGCAUCUCUAAAUAAAUUCCACGCGAAAGAUUACUCUUGCAAGUUUAGUGAGUCGAUGAUCGUUCCGUACUUAAGUUUGUUGAACAAAAAUCUCCGAUGGCUCUGGUUUCACUUCGGGACUACGAGAAGCGUGCGGCCGAAAUAAUUCCGCGACAUGCACUGGAUUACUAUCGAAGCGGAGCCGGGGACGAAUUGUCCCUCCGGUUGAAUCGAAUUUGCUUCGAUCGACUGCGUAUCCGGCCUCGAGUACUGAAAAGUGGUGCCAAACGAGAUAUGACAGUGCGACUUUUUGGAGAUGAGUAUUCGAUGCCGAUUGGAAUUGCUCCGACGGCGAUGCAACGCAUGGCUCACUAUGAAGGGGAAGUGGCUAAUGCGAAGGCGGCUGCCAGCCGAAAUGUUGGAUUCACGCUCAGUACCAUCGCCACUAGUUCGAUCGAGGAAGUUGCCACCGGAACACCGAAGUCACCCAAAUGGUUUCAACUUUACAUCUACAAGGAUCGUAAGAUCACGGAAAGCUUGGUACGUAGAGCGGAAAAAACUGGUUUCAGGGCAAUCGUUCUCACAGUUGAUGCCCCGAUGUUUGGACUACGUCGAGCGGAUAUGCGUAAUAAAUUUUCUCUUCCACCGAAUUUAAUGUUGGCCAACUUCGAAGGACGGCAAGCAACUGGUGUUCAAAGUAAAGGUGGCUCAGGAAUCAAUGAGUAUAUUCACGAACAGCUAGAUCCAACACUAUGCUGGGAUGAUGUAAAGUGGUUGCUGAGCUUCACAAAACUUCCAGUGAUCGUUAAAGGAGUUCUGACGAAAGAAGACGCAAUAAUUGCCGCCGAUCUUGGCGUUCAUGGUAUUUGGGUAUCCAACCACGGAGCCAGACAGUUGGAUUCCGUUCCAGCGUCGAUUGAAGCCUUACCGGAAAUAGUAGCAGCAGUAGGCGAUAGAACUACCGUUGUAAUUGAUGGUGGUAUAACGGAAGGCACCGACAUUUUCAAAGCUAUUGCCCUCGGUGCUAAAAUGGUAUUGUUCGGAAGGCCCGCUCUCUGGGGCCUAGCAAACGGUGGCCAACAAGGAGUUGAAAAUAUUCUGGAUAUUUUGAAAAAAGAGUUGGACUUAACAAUGGCAUUCGCAGGAUGCCAGCGUGUUUCCGACAUCAGUAAGGAUCAUGUAGUUCAUGAAUCAUUCUAUGCAAAACUUUAACAAAGUGCCGUAUAAGUAGACAUCAACAUUUCAUAUGAACACAUAAGUUUCUUGCUAAUAUUCUUGCGAAAUGAAUAAAAAACAGCUCUAAUAAAAAAUAUUAUAUGACGAAAGUACCUUCCUAGUAAGGAAUGCGUAUUUACUAGGUAACACCAUAAAUAAAAUAAAACUAGA